AUGGCUGGAAUUAUCAAAAACCAAUUAGUGAAGCAUUUAUCCAAAUUUACAAAAAAUUUGAAACCUGAACAGAUUUCGCUCGAUGUCCUAAAAGGAAAUACGAAGUUACAAUUUAUAGAGAUUAACGAGCAAAUAUUGACAGAUAUUUUAGAACUUCCGUCAUGGCUUCGUAUUAAACGCGCUUAUUGCACAGGUGUCACUGUCAGCGUCCCUUGGACUCGAUUAAAAACAUGCCCAAUUAAAAUUUUUAUCGAUGAGAUCAAUGUCGAAGUAGAAUUAUCGAGUAGCAGGGAAACGCGUGGAGAAAAUCCUUUGGGAAACAUUUCGGAUAAUUCUUCGUAUGGUUUUAUCGAUAAAAUUGUUGAAAACAUGUCUCUUUAUAUCAAUACGGUGGAGAUUAACUUUGAUUCAGACGCUUUUGGAGGUUCUUUCAUGCUUCAACGACUAUCCGUCGAGAGUAGAAGUCCAGGAUGGGCACAAGUUCAAGAUUUACGACAAACUCGAAUAACUUGUAGUUUGUCACACAGAACACUGAUGUUCAAACAAUUGUCAUGGCAUCUUCUUCGGAUUGAAGCAUCUGCCAAAACUUUCAAAGAUGAGAAACGUUCCAAAAUAAAUGCUCCGCUGCGAUUGAUUACAAGUAAUGGCAAAAUCCGAGUGGCUUUAAAAAAGAAUUCGAAUGACGGUUCUGUGAUUCAUGCUCGUAUUCAAACAAUUCUAGAAGAUAUUUUAUGGGUUGCAACUCUUCAACAACUUCGUUCAGCCAUUUCAUUUGCUUCAUAUAUAAUGACUUUGGUUAGAGAAUCCCAAAAGGAUGUGAUUGUGGUUCCUGUUCCCGCUGGUCAACCUCAUAGACAAGGAAAUUUUGAAACACCGUGCGCAGAAUCAUAUUCGACAACAUUUAAAACUUUCUAUUUUGAUCAAACUUCAUAUCACUUGCAUGUCAAAAAAAUUGACUUGCAUUUGUAUGAUGACGCAAUUGCUAGCGGAUCAUAUCCUCCUGAUUGGAAUAUCGAGAGUGGGGCAAUGCAAGUGACAUUACAUCAAGUUUCCAUUGACGCUUAUCCAAAAUCAUUGGCAACGUCAAAUAGAUCGACAUGGCUACGGUACCAAUCUCCCAAUAUUUUUUCUAUUUGGAUGCAUGGGAGAUUAGAUCAGCAAUUUAACGAGCUAAUGAAAGAAGCAACUGAUCAAACUUUAAAAACACGGCUUAACCGCUGUUGGUCGCAAUUAAUGGGAUUUCAUAUAGUUUUGCGUAUGUACGAUUUGACUGUUCAAUGUGUUUCCGAUAUGGAUACCAAAAAAAACGGUCUCAAAAAUCUUUUCGUUAGUGAAAGACAUACUCGUUCCUUUCCAUUAGAUCAACCAAUCGUUCAUUUCGAAUUUGCAACAUAUUUCCACCCAAUGACUGACACACUUCCAGUCCCAAAAUCUGCUACGUUUUUGCAACUCGGCCCAUUUUCUUUGACAUUUGACGAAAGAACCCUUCGCUGGUGUCUUUUUGUCGCCCAUUGUCUUCAAUCUGCAAUUGAAGAUGGGCACAUUACUGUAUCGGGCGAUGCAAAUAUUCAUUCUUCAGACAUUCGUAUUGAUCUCAUAAUGCCCACGAUUGUCAUUCCACUACCGAACACAUCGAGUGAUGCCAGAUUACCUAAUCGUCUAGUUAUUUCCAUGUCUACUAUUUCAUUGUCGUCAUGCAGCUACAAUGCUCCAUCUCAGUUUCGAAACAUUCAUAACCUUAUUGGAAAGUUUGAUGUCAAAGAAGGCAACACGAAAUUUCAAGAGCAUUUAAACUUGAUUAAAAAUCCGCCUGCAACUUCUAACAAACUUUCUGAUGGGGAACUACUUUAUUUAAAAACUUCCCCGAUUUGGAUUGAAACCGAUCAUGGGCCCAAAACAAAAGGGCUUCCACUUAUACAUGACAUUCCAUUUUCCGGUGCCGUUGUUCUUACUGCUGACAAUAUUUCGUUUUAUGUCGAACCAACCGAAGAAUUGAACGUUAUUAUCGAUCAUUUUCAGUUCUUGCAGGUUACACGCUUUUUCUCAAGCUUAUCCAAAUUUGUCGACUUAUUAUCUAUGGACCAAAAAUAUUUUUCCGGUUCUAAAGUUUCGACUACACCUGUUGUUUGUUUCCUUGCCGCCGUUGACCGAAUACGUGUACAUAUUUUGCUCACGAUUGGUCCGAUGCCAUCCCCCUACGACAAAUGUCCAACCGUCAGCGAAAUCAACAAUAGUUUCAUGGAGCGAAUGUCAGGAGUGAAGUUGCUUGGGAAAUAA
Caenorhabditis bovis is the source of this 2277-nucleotide messenger RNA. The record is from the annotation of a GenBank genome assembly. NCBI's taxonomy places the organism in Eukaryota, Metazoa, Nematoda, Chromadorea, Rhabditida, Rhabditidae.